AAGCAAGGUUUCUUGAUUUGGAUUUAGUAACAAAUAAAAAAGUUAAGAAUUCCAAAUGGCUUCAAUUGCUAUUUUGUUAAUCACAUUUAAUUUCAUUUGCACCUCCUUCGCCUUUGACCCUCGUCCUCUUCAAGACUUCUGUGUUGCAGAUCCCCCGGGAAACGCAACAUGCAAGGAUCCAAAAACAGUUACCGCCAACGACUUCUUUUUGAGCGGUCUGGAUCGGCCGGGACCCUUUAACGCGUACGGCACCACAGCCGUCCGCGCCAAAUCGGACACGGUGCCGGGGUUCAACACUCUUGGCCUGACAUUUGUACGCUCGGAGUAUGCGCCGAAUGGAUACUUGCCGCCACACAUCCACCCUUCAUCGUCGGAGGUCAUAUAUGUGGUGGAAGGCAUGCUCGAGGUUGGAUUUAUAACCACGUACCCGGAAUACAAAUAUUACAGCAAAGUUUUGAACAAAGGUGAUGUCUUCAUCAUCCCUGUUGGCCUCCUUCACACCCAGCGAAACGUGGCGAGAACAAAGACUGUGAUAACGGCAGCGUCCAAUACCCAGAAUCGCCGCGUUAUUUAUACGCCCGACUCUGUUUUCGCGGCGAAGCCCGCCAUCAACAGCCAUUAUCUGGCCGGAGCGUUUAAGCUGGACGAGAAAACUAUCAAAGAUUUACAGACGAAGCCGUGGUUUAUGUAAUCGAUUGUACGUUAUAUGUUACUUUUACUGGGUUUGUGUAAUAAAUUGUGUUUCGUUACUAUAAUAGGGAUUGACCGAUAGAAGAAAUAAAAUGAAUUAGUUCUAUGUA
Salvia miltiorrhiza (redroot sage) is the source of this 800-nucleotide messenger RNA. RefSeq names its product germin-like protein subfamily 1 member 15. NCBI's taxonomy places the organism in Eukaryota, Viridiplantae, Streptophyta, Magnoliopsida, Lamiales, Lamiaceae. The transcript is spliced from 2 exons. Gene Ontology annotation, molecular function: manganese ion binding. The record is from RefSeq and is a predicted model, not a curated record. Bases 56 to 691 code for a protein of 211 amino acids. Gene Ontology annotation, cellular component: cell wall.